Molecule: messenger RNA, 1386 nt
Organism: Coniosporium apollinis CBS 100218
Lineage: Eukaryota; Fungi; Ascomycota; Dothideomycetes
Exons: 1
Coding region: 1-1386 (461 amino acids)
Source: RefSeq, a predicted model, not a curated record
AUGGGGCAAAGUGAUGCCACCAACGUAUUCGCGCAGUCCACGCUUGCCUGCGAGCACAGCGCCAUGUCGCUGGAGGCUCCUGAACCCGCGAUGCCAGCUCCCGGAUUCUUGCACCAAGCGCCGGUCAUGCAGUUGUACGCGCCUUCCCCAGUGUUCGCAGGCCCCGUCAUGUUGCCGACGGCUCCUGGCCAAGUCGCACCUACCCAAAAGCUCCAACAGCAGGUGUGCUAUGCGCUACCAUACUCGACGACGCCUUCCAUCGGCCUGCAACCCGGGCAACAGUACUUUGAGCAAUUGUCGGUGCAGCUCUCGACAUCGUAUGGGGGGGCACAUCACGCCCAAUCACCCUACAGCAGCUCGUAUCCAAUGAACAACGCGGUGAACAACGCGCCGGCAUGGCACUUUUACAGCACUUACGGUGCACCGGUGUACGGCAGUCCCUACGCUCCAACUCACGAUCUUCCUCCCGCCUACACCGUGCAUCCUCCCACUCCGAUCCACGACAUGAGCAACCAUCCCUCUCCGCACGCCGGUCCUCCCUGCACUAGCACAGCGAGGCCACAACCGCAAAGCCAAUACCAGAACCAGAAUCAGAACCGAUCGCGCUCGCCGUACAUGCACAGCCCGUACAUAGAGCGUGGCCGUCCGCGCGUCGACUCGAAAGACGACAAGCAGCAGCCCGCACCGCCGCACCCUCCACCCACAGGCUACGGGCGCUCGUUCGCAGACACGCAGCAUGCUUCGCUGCGAGGCACGGCCCAACAAGCGCCAUCGCCUCUUCUCACGCGCAACAACGCGCCCUCUCCGCGUUUGCCGCCUUCGCCGUUUCCAACGCAUAGUGCCGCGCCUAGCUUACAUCCGCCGCUGAGUGCCACGACGCAAGCGCCGCCACCACCCUAUCCCGCGCACUCCAUUCCGCCCUCACCACGUUCAUACAUGCUGCCGGCACACCUGCAACCAAUUAAAGAUGGUCGCUGCGUCCCGCCACCCAUCCCACGCCCUCACGAAGUCCCCGAACCGGUGUGGGAGCUGUGGAUGGGCGUCGCGCUGAACCAGUUCAUGAACGAGCAGCCGGAAACGGCGUACCAGCAAGCAGUGCGUCAAAUCCGAUCACAGGUCAAGUGGGAGGAAUGGAAGAAGUGGGAGAUGUACAAGGAGGAGCGGCUGGGGCCGCGGCAGAACGCGCAGCUGCAGAGGCGGGAUACGCGGGUGAGGACAGGGGGUCAGGAUCAGGCGCGUAGCAUGACCAUGGCCAUGAGCGAUGCAGACGGCAAGGUGGAGAUGUUUCAUAAGGCAAGCUUUCCGGACAUGGCGGUGCUUGCGGCGGAGGAGGAGCGGACGGUAAAGAAGAGUAAGAUGCAGCAACAGUCGCCGGUGGCGCCGUAG